Capsella rubella is the source of this 1440-nucleotide messenger RNA. RefSeq lists its product as uncharacterized. Bases 1 to 1440 code for a protein of 479 amino acids. Lineage: Eukaryota; Viridiplantae; Streptophyta; Magnoliopsida; Brassicales; Brassicaceae. The record is from RefSeq and is a predicted model, not a curated record. The transcript is spliced from 8 exons.
AUGGCUUUCUACUGGUUAUUAUGUCUCUUCAUUUGUUUUUUUUCUUAUUAUAUCUCUCCAUCAGUUCAGAGAGAACUAGAAUAUGAGUGUGUUGACAUCUAUAAGCAACCUGCAUUGCAACAUCCAUCGAUGAAGGAUCACCAAAUCCAGAUGAGACCAAGUGCCGAGUUCCUAGCCAUGCUAUCGAUGGAGCCGGAACCGGAAGCAGCAGAUCUGGUCACUGGUACAACUGAAGAACGUUGUCCUAAAGGACAAGUACCGAUUCACAGACCGCAGAUUAACUAUACUAAUAAUUUUAUCCAUCCGGAGAGAAUGAUUUCAGAAGCCAACCUACAAUAUGCAAUUAUUAAACCAUUUGAAAAUUACACAAGGGCAUAUGGUGGAGCAUCAGCAGUUUUCAAUAUUUACAAACCAAGAGUAUUGACAAAUCAGUUUAGCAAAGCUUGGGUUUGGCUAAAUCACAGAGAAAAUGAUACGAUAAGCAGCAUCCAAUUCGGUUGGGCUGUGCAUACAGGAUUGUACGCAGAUGAUCGUCCAAGGCUAACAACAUUCUGGAUAUCAGGUAGACACCAAACCGGAUGCUACAACGCGAUGUGUCGAGGGGGAUAUGUCCAAGUCCAUAAAACAAUCUACCCUGGAAUGGUUUAUGAUAAAGUUAGUGUCAUAUACAAAAAACAGUACUCUACUCAUCUUCUCGUCGCUCAGGAUACCAAAACAAAAAACUGGUUGUUGUAUUGGCAGUCUCACAUUUAUUCGAUGGAAGGAGUAUCAAAAGUUUACUUCGGUGGGUAUGCAGGAGGAGAUCGGGGAAGAAGUUGGAAGCACAUUCCCGACUUUUGGAAACUUGUGCGAGGAUACGAUACCAUCAGAAAAAGGGAAGAAAAUCUUGGGAGCGGUGGUAAUAAGGAAAAUGAGGGUUUGGUGGUUAAACCAUCGGAAGAAAGGAGUAAGGAGCAAGUAAAGGAAAAUGCUAAGUUUGUUAUGACAAGUAAAGAGAAAGGGAUUGAUCGGGCAAGGCCUAAUGAGAAAUGGGCUGGGCCUAAAAAAGAGAGAGUUGUUAACGGGCCUAAAGCUAAAUCGACUAAGGUUGGAAGGCCUAAUAGGGGAUUGAUUUUUGGCCCAACACGAGGUGAAGUGGAGAUGUCUUUGUCGGGGAAGAGACUGAGAGUGGAGAGUGUUAAUCCUGGCCGACCUGGUGGGUCUUUCACGGCGGUUGGAGAUGGAGGUGGUUGGAGUCUGGAGGCGCCGCGGAAUGGGGCUCGGGAGGCGGUGGCCGAGAUGGAUUUGGGUGGAACGCUUGCGAUUCAGGAAUCCUCGUCGGCACUGUCUGUCAGAAACCUUAGAAGUAUGAAAGGUUUUCUUGUAUUAUUCUGCCAACGCGGCUGUCUAUGUAUUUAUACAAGUCGUGUAAACCUAAACGAAUAUUCUCAUGAAUCAUAA